AUGGACCCCCAGAUGGCGCUACCCCGGGCGCUCCUGCUUCUCCUGCUCUUGCACCUCUCACCGCUAGGAGGUCUUUCCCACCCUGUGGGUGGUCCAGGCCCUACCAUGGAACUGUCCACAGUACAGGACGAGGUUUCAGAGCAGCAGGAGGAGCAGAUGGCCCCAAAGCUCCACCAGCAGGACAGUGGUUCUGUAGAAGACUGGGAGGCCAAACAGGCAAAUUCCACUGGCAGCCUUGGGUCCAGUGACUUCCAGACCCAGCAGAGACAACAAGGCAGCAAGACGAUGCCUGCCUCCAGCUGCUUUGGGCGGAAGAUGGAUCGCAUCAACACCGCCAGUCGCCUGGGCUGCAAUGGUGACGAAGAAGACCCCUCCCAGAACAUCCACUCCCCAAACCCAGCCAGCACUUCAGAAUUCUUCCAGGAGAGCCUGCUCUUCCACAAAUAG
This is a messenger RNA of Rhinolophus ferrumequinum (greater horseshoe bat), 447 nucleotides long. RefSeq names its product natriuretic peptide B (gene NPPB). Gene Ontology annotation, biological process: receptor guanylyl cyclase signaling pathway; neuropeptide signaling pathway; cGMP biosynthetic process. NCBI's taxonomy places the organism in Eukaryota, Metazoa, Chordata, Mammalia, Chiroptera, Rhinolophidae. Gene Ontology annotation, molecular function: hormone receptor binding; hormone activity. The transcript is spliced from 3 exons. Gene Ontology annotation, cellular component: cytoplasm; extracellular region; nucleus. The coding region runs from base 1 to 447 and encodes 148 amino acids. The record is from RefSeq and is a predicted model, not a curated record.